Messenger RNA from Penaeus indicus, 7773 nucleotides. It is a transcript of the gene Toll-9, whose product is annotated as toll-like receptor 13. NCBI's taxonomy places the organism in Eukaryota, Metazoa, Arthropoda, Malacostraca, Decapoda, Penaeidae. The record is from RefSeq and is a predicted model, not a curated record. Gene Ontology annotation, biological process: immune response; inflammatory response; toll-like receptor signaling pathway. Gene Ontology annotation, cellular component: plasma membrane. Gene Ontology annotation, molecular function: transmembrane signaling receptor activity; protein binding. The transcript has 11 exons. Bases 874 to 4176 code for a protein of 1100 amino acids.
AGUGUCCAUCGUGACUUGUGUUUCUCAAGGAGUGCAUCCACACGCGCGCCUCUUAGCCUUCGAUGACUCGUGCGCAGUGACAUUCUCGAGGCCGCAGAAGGUUCCGCGCGGAGGCCCUUCCUGGACGCCCUUCCUAGACUUGAGCGACGGCGCGUGAAAGCUGGGUCAUAUGAGCUCGCUAAGGCGACUUUGUUAACCUGUAUGGUUGAUUUUCCUGUUAUGCCAUUGGUUCAAAGGAAACCAGAUAUUAAUUCUACAUGAACAGAGUGAUACUAGAGCUAAAUGACUUCCAAUAUUGCACAGGAUACAUUCAUAUGCGUCUAUGACUGACUUUUUGUGAUAUAAACACGGUACAAUAACUUACACCAUAGACAUCAGUGCAAAUAUUAGAUUAUCAAAAAUACUCAACAUCAAGUUUUCUCGUAUUCUACAACAAUCCAUAGACUAAUCAUUUAAAUGUUAUGUGAUUCUCAAGCGUCGUUCCCCUAAAUAGGCAGCUACCUGAUAAGGUUCAUAUUAACCCCAUCACCCAAGUCGAUCCUGACAAGCUCGUCACAGAUGACAGGUCCAUCUGGUUUGUGAUAACUAGUCGAUGAUAGUAGCUGAUAAGUAACGAGUGCUGAUAACUCGGAACGCACCGAUAAACAGUAAACAUUUCCCUUUUUUGUUACUUAUCACCGUCAUUGUUUCAUAAUGAAGCUGAAGCCAUAAGAAGCAUGCUAGGCACAAACCCAGGGAUGGGGUGGUUACGUUUCACGCUCAUGGGAGAUUAAGAGACAUUCACAUCCUGAAUAUUUGCACAAAAAGUGAUACAAGAAAGCCAGAGGCCCUUGCAUGGCUGUGGGAUAACUAUCCAGGCCUGCGGAUGUCGCCAUGCUCGUAUCAAAACUCACUGCUCUGCUGUUCGGCCUUCUGGUUGUCCUCGUCUCCUUCUCGUUCGGGGCGGCGAUCAGGGGCGCGUCGGGCCUCCCACACGGCAGCCUCAGGAGGGUCAAGCCCCCGGUGUCUCAGUACGAAUUCUUAAGGCCUGUCGAUUCCAAAAGGUCUGGCGAAGACCAUGGGGAAGCAGCGAUUCAAGAAGUGCCGCAAGCUCUGGACUUUACCUUGGACGUGAAAGUGACGGACAACGGAAACGGGAGAUAUGACAGCGCUGCAAUCUCUCUUUCCAAACACCCGGGAGAUAAUGGCUACACGCCGGAGAAAAGCGUCACGAAGAAAUUGGUCAGACGUGGAGAAAGGCUGACCUCUAGCUCCAUGACUGACGAAGUCCUAACAACGGAAGCUAAGGCUCACGAGAGAAAAGAAGUCAGUAAGAAUCAAGUCCCUCUCUUCUCCUCGACUGAGAGUCUCCAACAGCCAGGAGAAUCUUCGUUGGCCCCAGAAGACGCCAUGCUUCCUACAACAGGAAAGAGAAUAAAGGAGGAAAAGGGUGAAAGGGUUAAAGGCGACACCCUCUCGGCACAUUCGAAGAACAGGUGCGAGUUCAGGUCGGCGCCACCUGAAGUAGUCUUCCCAGAUGCGUUCGAAGAGUUUUCUAAGUCGAUGAAAGCAAGCCUCGGCCGCAAUUACGAACCUGAAGACGUGCUCCUCGACAGCCUCCUUCCCGACGGAUGCCACUACAUGGAGAGGCAGAAGAAGAAAGUCAUGUGCACCGGAACCAACAUGACGUCCAUCCCCGAGUUCGACCACGCGAGGAACAUCGAAACCCUGCACUUCAGCGGGACGUCCAUCGUGCAGGUGACCAACCUCGACCCCCUCCCGAGAUCCCUCAAGGGCCUCUACUUCUCCAACGGCAUGCUCAAGGCCUUCGACGGCAGGAACCUCAACAGGGUGUCUGGGCUCGAGGUCCUCUCCCUCGACGCCAACUUCAUCAACAGCUGGAGCUUCGUCACCACCUUCUACUCCAUGGGCGGCUUCGCUGAGCAGAACACCAUCAAAUUGCUCGACAUUCAAAACAACCAAAUAACUUAUCCACUGUCUCUUCAUCUUGCGCAGCCUCAGCCGGUCGGGGACAACGAGACAGUAUUGCCUUUCCUGGAGACUUUCGUGCUGAACGAUAACCCCUUGUGUUACUUGCCAGACACUCUCUUCAAGCCUCUUAGGAACAGUAAUGUCACCAGGCUUUAUCUGAAGAACUGCAACAUCAACGAAUUUUAUGGAUCUCCCUUAUCCUACUUGCCAAACUUGGAAAUCUUGGACCUCACGAACAACAGGGCCAUCAACGAAACCGAGCUGAGGGACCUUCUGAUGCCUCUCGGCCGCCUGAAGGAACUGUACCUCGGCAACAACAACUACCCGACCGUCCCCACCAGAGCAUUGUCCUUGGUGAACGGCACCUUAGAGAAGCUGGACCUCCAUUCAUCGACCUUCACAUGCCUCGAUAACUCCUCCUUCCCUGUGAUGCCGAUCCUGACGCACCUCAACCUCAUGUACUGCAGGAUCAACGCGAUCCGGGAAUACACAUUCCAAGGAUUCCCGAUGCUGCAGGAACUGAACUUAGACGGUAACAGCCUCACCACAGUUCCCCCUGAGGUGCUGCUUCCCUCGUUACAGAUCCUGACCCUGAGCGACAACCCCCGCGCCAACGGCAACAACGGCGACCAGCGCUUCAGCAUGGAGGAUGUCAGUUUCCGAGACAUGGUGAACUUGAAGACGAUCACCUUAAAUCAGGUCAUUAUGGAAAAGAUAGAGAGUUCAUACUUCAACGAUCUGCACAAUCUCGAAGAACUCUUUCUGACGGGCUGUGGCAUCAAAACCAUCGAAAACUUAAGCUUCGUGAACCUCACCAAGCUGCGGCGGCUUCACCUCAGCGACAACUCCAUCAGCUCCCUCUACAAUGACAGCCUGGUUGGCCUCGUGAGUCUGACCUACCUUGACCUCUCCAACAACAAGCUCGAAGUGACCAAUCGCAUGGCGCGCUCUGGGGUCUCGUUCCCGUCGUCUCGAGCCGAGUCGCUCUCGUCCGAUACUGCUUCGGAUACUCGAGAAAUAAACGUGUUUUUAGAGAGCAUCAAAGCCCCUUCGCCUCUGAUUCCUUGGCUGACAAGUAUACGAAGGAACGCGAGGGCCGUGGGAACCCGAGCAUGGGGGGAGGAGAGUCUGCAGAAGAAAAUGAUAGCCACUCUGCCCUUCAGCGACCUGGUGAACCUGAGGACGCUCAACCUCUCCGAAAACAAGAUCACUCAGAUCUCUCCGGAAUUAUUCUACAACCUGACGAACCUCCUGUUUCUCGACAUCAACAACAACAGGCUGAUGAUUUGGGACGAGCCGGUGUUCGGGUCUAUCCCCAACCUGACGGAGCUCCACCUGAGGAUGAACUUGCUCAAUGGCAUCACCGACGCCAUGGAGGAGGACUUCCGGAAGGAGAGCCUCAAACUCGUCGACCUCCAAAACAACAGCUUCAAGUGCGACUGUAGCCUGAGCAAGUUCAACCGGUCGCUCAACACGUCGAACUUCAUGAACUGGCCUUAUGAGUGCACGGAAGGAGAAAUGGACGUGGACAUGGAGGAAUACAUUGCGAGGGCGCCGUGUAACUUCGCUACCCAGCCUCAGGGCCACGUCCGGGCGCGGACCAUCGUCAUCGCCUCGAUUCUCUCGGUCUUGCUCGUGGUGGCCUCCGUCAUGGUCUACAGGAAGCGAUGGUACGUGCGCUACUUCGUGUACACAGUGAGGAUGAGAGCGAAGGUAACACACGAUGAAGCCGACAAGUACCUGUACGAUACCUUCGUCUGUUACUCGCAAGCGGACCGCCAGUGGGUGUUCGAGCACCUGGUGGCCAAGCUGGAGGACGGGGGAAGGUACCGAGUGUGCAUCCACGAGCGAGACUUCACAGUAGGCCAGGAGAUAACAGACAACAUUAUCAGUAGUGUCGAACGGUCACGCAAGGUCGUAGUGGUCCUGUCGCCUUCCUUCAUCAGGAGCAGCUGGUGCAUGUUCGAACUCCAGAUGGCCAGCAACAAGAUCCUCGACGAAAGGAAAUCCAAACUGAUCAUGCUGCUUCUGGAGCGCAUCCCGGACGAGGAGCAGCCCAAGAAACUGAAGUACUUGCUCAAGACGAGAACCUACAUCGAGUGGGUUCCGGACCUCGAGAGUCAAAAGCUCUUCUGGGCAAGGUUACUGAGAGCCAUAGCCAAGCCUUCGGAUAGUGAGGCCAUCACAGCGUCGACGAAGUUAUAGCUGAGGCUCCGAGUGAAGUUCUGACUCCUGCUUACAUAAAGUGUUUGCUUUUAAAGGCGACUAAACUGUGUUAUUGUCAAAACUUUUCGCUUUGGAACAUGAGCGGGGCCGCCUCUGUGGAGUGUUUGAACUAUGCCAAGACAGCUUAUAGACAUCGUGUAUAUUCCUAUUAAUCUUUGGCUCUCUUGUGAGUUGUAUAAACGGUGACGUCUUAUAUGAUAAUGAAUCCAUUUUGUUUGUUCUUGUUGCUAAUCACAAAGGUUUGCAGGAGAAUGUGAUAGUGAAUACACACACACACACACACACACACACACACACACACACACACACACACACACACACACACACACACACACACACACACACACCAUGUACGAAAGAAAUGUGUAAGACCGUGAUAUUCAUAGUUUAUAUCAACAUUGCAUUUUGAAAGACCUAGCUGAUUUUGAAGCUGAAUACAUUUGCCAUUUUUCUCAGUGAAUCAUAUUCAAUGUUAUUUUUGUUUUUAUCAAUAUCAUUGUGUUGUAUAAUCGUUAAUUAGCUUACCAAUAUCACUCUAAUAUUAUCAUCAUCUAAUAUUACUACUACUACUGCUGUUACUACCACUCUACUACUAUUACUACUAUUACUGCUACUACUACUGCUACUAUUACUACUACUACUACUACUAUUACUACUACUACUACUACUGUUAUUAUGGCUAAGAUUACUACUAUUACUACUACUACUACUACUACUAUUACUACUACUACUGCUUCUACUACUACUAUUACUAUUACUAUUACUAUUACUAUUACUAUUACUACUACCACUACUACCACUACUACCUCCACCAUCACUACUACAACUGCUGCUACUUCCGCUACUGCUGCUGCUACUGCGGUUACUAAUGCACCUACUACUGUCAUUACUUCUACUACUACUACGACUUCUACUACUGCAGUUAAUAAUACACCUACUACUUAUAGCCACUAUUACUACACUUCUACUACACUACUGCUACGACUUCUACUACUGCUACCACUACCUCUGCUAUUACUACUACGGAGACUUCUAUUACUGCUUUUACUACUAUUAUACUACCACUACUGCUACUACUACUAGUACAAUAACGAGUAUUUUAACCAUUAACGCUCAUAGUACAGCCUAAACCAUUAUUAUUAUGACUAUUACCAAACGCCAUUCCCCCAAGCCAUGAUCCUCAUUGUCAUCAUUAUAAACAUUAUCUUAAUCAUUUUCGCAAUUGCAUUAAUGGCCGUGAUCGUUAUUCGUAUGCGGGAUUAAUUGCUCUUGAUAUAUCAGUUGAUUUAAUUUUUUGUAGUGCAUGCAGUCUAUGAACUAUUCUUCUUUAUUGUCUUUGUUGAAAUUUCAGACACAAGACCGAUACUGACGCAGCUGAUUAGUAAAUAAAGAUAAUGUUUUAAUUUAAAUAAUACUGUCAUUGUUGUUGUUGUUGCUUUUGUUGAUGAUGAUGAUGAUGGUAAUAAUAGUUGUAAUGUUCAUAAUACUACUAAGUGUGAUAAUAGUAGUGAUAGGGAUAAUAAUAAAUAUAAUGAUAAGGAUAAUAUCAAUGAUGAUAAUAAUAACAAUGAAAGUAAUAAUAAUAAUGGUAAUAAUAAUGAUAAUGAUAAUGUCAAUACUAACAAUAAUUUAAUAACAACAAUGAUAAUGACAAUAAUAAUAAUGAUAAUAAUAGUAAUAAUAAUAAUGAUAAUAAGAUUAUCAUUGUUGUUCUUAUUAGUAUUAUUAUUAUCAUUAUCAUCAUUACUAUUAUUAUCAUUAUUAUUAUUAAUAUAAUUGUUAUCGUUAUUGUUAUUAUUAUUAUUAUUAUUAUUAUUAUUAUUAUUAUCAUUACUAUUAUCAUUGUUUUUAUUAUCAUUAUCAUCACCAUUAUCAUCAUUAUUUUUUUAGUCAUUAUUACUAUUGCUCUUAUUAUUAUUAUUAUUACUAUCAUUAUUAUUAUCAUCAUCUUCAUCGUUAUCAUUAUUACCAUCAUUAUCGUUAUUAUCAUUAUCAUAAUUAUCCGUAUUAUCGUUAUCAUUACUACUAUUAUAAUUAUCAUUAUUACGAUUAUUAAAAUGAUGAUAUUGAUGAUGAUGAUGAUUGUUGUGGUUGUUGUUAUUAUCAUCAUCAAUAUCAUCAUUUUAAUAAUAUUAUUGUCAUUAUUAUCAUCACAAUUAUUGUUGCUAUUUUUAUUAUUAAUAACAAUAUUAAUAAUCUUAUUAUCAUUAUGAUUAUUAUUAUUAUCAUCACUUUGAUUAUUAUUACCAUUAUCAUUGUUAUUAUUAUUAUCAUUACUAUUAUUAUUAUAAUUAUUAUUAUUAUUAUCAUCAUUAUUAUUAUUAUCAUCAUCAUUCUUCUUCUUCUUCUUCUUCUUAUUAUUAUUAUUAUUAUUAUUAUCAUUAUUGAUAUCAUCAUCACCGUCAUCAUCAUUAACAUCAUUACCAUUAUAUUAUCUUCAUUAUUCUUAUUACUAUUAUUAUCACUUAUCUGCGAAUUCAUCUAUGUUGCCGAAAGCGUUUUUUUUUAAAUUCAUGUAUCAGCUAUGAGCCUGGAUUUUUUUUUCUCCUAGUUUAGGUGUUAAAAUUCCCGAGGGUGCAAAAAAUGAAUCUCUUAUACGUAUAAAAAAAAUGUCAGAAAAGUUAUGGUUAGUUAGACAAGACUAUACUUUGCUAAAAUAUAACGUUUUUGUUACUAUGACAAAGCACGGUCUUGUGGGUUACGUACUCUGUAUAUAAUGUAUGUAUGUUUAGAAAAAAAAGGGAAAAGUCACAGCUGGGAAUUGUAUUUCAUUUAGUAAGUAGAAGUUUAGAUUAAACGUUAUUAUACAUGUUAUAUUUGAACAGUGGUUCUCAAAGUUUUUCGUACCCUUAGGCCAUUCCUUUUCAGUUAUAUAUAGUUAAAAGGGAAGAAAAAACAUUGGGAUGCUUUAAUUUCUAAAGCAAUUUACAAGUAGGAAAUGAAUUUUACUCGAGAAAUAAAGAAUUUUUAAUCAUUUCUUAAAAAAAUAGAUUUAAAGCAUUAUUUCUUUGGUGAUUGAUUGAAAAAGAACAAACAUUAUUACUGCACUGUUGAUAGGAAGCAUUGUUUUUUUGUAUAUCUUUUAAUGAAAUACCAAUGCAAGGAUCUUUAGUCAACAUUGCAUAUCAGAACCUACGUGUUUCAGCUCGUUCUUGGCUCUGAAAUGAAUACAAAGCCGAAAAUCCAGCGGUAAGUUGUGGCAAAGAGAGCACUAUGCGAGAAAAUUUUCCUUCCAGUUUGGUUCGAAAAUUCUUCAUUUUGUUAAAUAUAAUGUACUCUCUCUUAAUGUUAGAAAUUUGAGAUCUGUUGCUGUGUCACUGUUCUUGAUCACCUGUUCAUCAAGUGUAAGUUGUUUAUUAUCAUUUAUUUACUUGUUAUUAAACUAUAGACGGGGGGUAAACAUUUGAGAACCACUGCGUUAGAAUGAAUGGAUUGUUGUAAGUUGAAAGUAUUCACUCAGCAGUCGAUAGUUAUUGAACAUAGUGUCACACACACACACACACACACACACACACACACACACACACACACACACACACACACACACACACACACACACACACACACACACACACA